This is a messenger RNA of Carassius auratus (goldfish), 1788 nucleotides long. RefSeq names its product nephrocystin-4-like. Lineage: Eukaryota; Metazoa; Chordata; Actinopteri; Cypriniformes; Cyprinidae. Gene Ontology annotation, biological process: negative regulation of canonical Wnt signaling pathway; protein localization to ciliary transition zone. The record is from RefSeq and is a predicted model, not a curated record. Gene Ontology annotation, cellular component: ciliary transition zone; ciliary basal body; non-motile cilium. The transcript has 10 exons. Bases 517 to 1788 code for a protein of 423 amino acids.
AGUGUAUGGCAGACCCGCACUUCUCUCCUGCAGGAAAGCGCCAAAACACUCUUUAUUUCACCCUGGCAACGGCUGACAGACGCUAUGGCAACCGCUACAGAGAAAAUCUCUUCCUGACGAAUGAGCUGAGCCCACAUUUUCAUUAUAUGUGUUAUGAUUAUGAACAUAACAGUGAAAUGGAGGAAGUUGUUAUUGUGUACAAUUAACCUGGUUACAUUCGAAACGCGUUAGCAGGAGAAAAAAUAGAGUUGUGUACUGCCGAGAGAGACUGAAAUGAAUGAGCAGCCUAAACAAAGUCUCUGCGUGAUUUAGCGUCGCAUUCUGUCAAUAUCCCGGAUCUGAUUUUAAUUAAGUAACAAGCGCUUCACUUCGCCUGCGGGGAUGAUUUAACAGUCUGUGAAGCUUUUAGGCGUGUUCAGGGAUGUUUGCCAGGGGACAUUAACGCUUCACUGACCGACUUCUUUUAACAAUCGUUCCCCGCUCGAUUUAUACUGUAGUUGUGAAGAAACUCCGCUCAUGUCUGACUGGAACAACGCUUUCCUGAGCAGCCGCGUGAUCCCGCCUCACAGUCAGACAGCCAGACAAGCUCCAGGAGCUUCUCGAGGUCUACAGCUGCUCUUCAGACACAUCGAUGGACUUCACCUAAAACAGUCAGAGUCACCAGCAUCGCUCCAGUAUCAGCUGCGCGUGACCCUGUUUGACUCGGGUCACCAGCACUUCUUCGGGCGCACAUGGAGGAGCGGCUCAUACUCUGUCAGUGGCAUGCAGGGUCAGAGCAGUCGAGUGCUCUUCAAUGAGGUUGUGUACUUCCACACUUCAUUGUGUUUGAGUUCUGUGGUGGCAGUGGUGGAGUUGGUGUCUCUGUCAACCAGAGCAGACGGUUCCCAGGAUGCAGUGGGGUCAGGGUUUGGACUGCUCCAGCUCUUCACAGGUCACGCAGACACCAGCAUCUCUCAGGGGGAGGGCAGGUUGAGUCUGUUCAAUGGGACCCCCAGAGCCCUCCUGCACCCAAAGCUGAAAGACCCUCUGCAGUUGAAUGCUGUAUUAUCAGUGAUGGAGGGCUCUCAGCUGCUCUACUCCAUACAGCCACACCCAGCUCUCACUCCCAUCAUGCACCUGCUCCCGCCCAACAUUCUGGUGUCUGGACAUGACAGCAUCCCCGGUGUGGUGCCGUCCACGGACACAGGCACAGCAGAUGUGCUGCGGAAACCUCGUCUAUUGAAGAGCUUCUCGUGUGUGUUGGAUGGUCUACGUGUGGCACUCUUGCCCUCCGUGGAGGUCUUCGAAUCUAACCUACUCCAGCUGCUCAACAGAGACUGCCAGAAUACAAACAGGGGUGUGGAGGGACGCUCUGUAGUGGUGCAGGAGCGCAGACUGCUGGUUGGGGUUCAUAACGGCUGGGGUUGGGUGGAGAAGCCUCAUGUGUUGGUGCUGGAACGUGAGGCCGGAGGGAGCGGAGCAUCCAGGGCUCGUGGAGCCAGUGCAAGCGGCAGCUUCAGACAGACCUCCACGGACAAACUCAGUGAUGGACUGUCUCUUCGUGGCAGUGUGGAGCUGAAGAUGAUGAGGGACGUGGCUUUCAGCAUCGUCUUCCAGCUCCAGUAUGUUUUCUCUUGUCCUCUGGCUGGAGAUGGGCAGUCUGCAGACACAGAAUCACUAGCAGCUGUUGAAGUGUGUGGGAAGAAGUUUCCCUUGAUUGAUCAGCCCACUCUGAAAUAUAGAGUAUUGGUUCGGUGGACCUGUACUCACAUCCUUAUCAAUGUGCCCAUGGAGAAAGUGAAGGAAUAA